Molecule: messenger RNA, 1107 nt
Organism: Striga asiatica
Lineage: Eukaryota; Viridiplantae; Streptophyta; Magnoliopsida; Lamiales; Orobanchaceae
Source: the annotation of a GenBank genome assembly
AUGGACGCCGACUCUUCAAGAACCGCCGCCGCCCAGUCCCUCUUCCCGAUGCAGACCCGGCCGCCUCAGGUCUCCGACGAGGCCUUCAACCUCUUCCACUCCAUCGACCGGGAGCUCUUCGCCCGCCUGACCCACCCACUCGCCCGCGACCCGGCCGAGUCGGUCCGAGUCGCCGCCUUCUUCAUCUGGCUGGAGCGUGAGUCCCACGACACCUCCCUCGUCAGCCGCCUCCUUUCCCUCCCUCCCGCCAUCCUCAACGCCGCCGCUGCCGAGGCCGCCCUCUGCCUCCGUUGCGCCGAGUCCGACUCCUUCCCCCCCGCCGCCGCCGGAAACGUCACCCUGCUGCCGGAAAUUCUCUCCGGCGGCGGGAUCAGCCUCCGGCUGAUCCAAGAGAACCGGGCCGCCGUCCUACGGGCCGUCGCCAAGAUCGUCAGCACCGUAUGCCUCCGGGCUUUCGCCGACAUUCUCCCGCCGCCGCCACCGGCGGCAGCGGCGGCGGCGGCGGUUUUGUAUCGUCCCCACCCGAACAUGCCGUUGAUGGGUGGCGGGCUGCUCCCAGUGUCUCCGCCGCCGCCGCCUGCCGGUGUUUUUCCGGCGCCGGGGGAUAUCAUGGGGUUGCCGCUUCACAUGAUGGGGAAUUUUCCGGCGCACGAUUUUCUUGGUAGGAAUGUGGCCGUAAAUUAUAAUAACGGUAACGAUGAGUCGGAGGAGAAUGGCGGUGAUGGAGGUGGCGAGAGUCAGUUUGAGGUUGCCGCGGACGAAAGGACGAUCUUCUUGACGUUCUCCAAAGGGUACCCCAUAAGUGAGGAUGAAGUUAAAGAAUAUUUCACUAGGAUGUUUGGUGAUUUCAUAGAGGACUUGAUAAUGCAAGAGGUAUGUGAAGAUGAGCAAGUUCUAUAUGCGAGGAUGGUGGCAAGAUCGACGGCCGUGAUCGAUGGAAUCGUAGGAGGGAACAAGGCUAAGUAUGUGAUAAACGGGAAGCACGUGUGGGCCCGGAAGUACGUCAAGAAGCACCACCAUCAAGCGAGGUGGCCGCCGGCCAGAGGUGGCGACGACCACCCUUCUUCUUCUUCUUCUCCAUCUUCAUCCACCGUGCUCGAUGGAUAA